This is a messenger RNA of Saccostrea echinata, 1242 nucleotides long. RefSeq lists its product as uncharacterized. The record is from RefSeq and is a predicted model, not a curated record. The transcript has a single exon. NCBI's taxonomy places the organism in Eukaryota, Metazoa, Mollusca, Bivalvia, Ostreida, Ostreidae. The coding region runs from base 303 to 1163 and encodes 286 amino acids.
CUUAUAGAAAUAUUUUCUGCUUCUUGUGCACAGACAUUUCAGAAAAGCAAUACAAAGCAACUAUUACAUUAUUUAAUAAUAAAAAGGAUGCAGUUGAAAUAAAGUACGAAAUCAAUUUGUUCUCUGAAGUUCUUGAACAUUAUUACAGGAAAUGGACUAAUCAAUACAACAAAGAUGUUGUUAAUGCAGACAUCAAGCCCUUGUUGUCAGAUAUAAACAUAACUAGUACUGUGAUAAAAAACAUUGCCUUUUCUGGUCGUGGUCUCUGCAGCACGAAUCUUCACUCUACGUAUUUAAGAAAUAUGGCAAGACGGUGUUCCUGUAGAUUUGGUUGCUUUGAAGAUUGUUGUAUUGAUCAGGCACUCUCCUAUCCUGUAAUGUCUUGCAUUAACAAUGCUUUUCCACCAAAACAGGUUGAAAUUGACGGAAAUUUAGUCAUAAACAAAUGCUUUUAUAAGAUAGAAGGCCUGUCUCAUCGGUGUAUGGUCGAAAAUUCUGGCGACUUUUUAAAUGCAGUUCCUGUAACAGAAAUUCAUUGGAAGACAACGUAUAAAAAUUUUUUUUGCUACUUUUGUAACGUUGAAAACAAGACACAUACAAUCUUGCCAAAAACAAACUUCAAACAGAAAGUUUUGCCAUGGAAUCUUAUAGUGUUCUGUAAAGAUUUCAUAAACCCUGACUACUUUCCCUCGUUCCAUAGAUUUAUUAGCAUUUUAAAAGAAAUGAACUGCAGAAUAAAUCUACUGCCCCAUAGUUCAUCAAAGAAAUGUGAAGCUAGAAAACCCGAAGUAAAAGUUUGUAACACUACCGGACUUUGGAAAAAAGAAGACGCCGACAUUAAGCGAGCAUGUGAGAGAAUCAAUCCAGGAAGACUUCCAGUGAUAGAGGGAACAGGGAAUAAUCGGAAAAUCUAUAAAAAUACAUUCUGCCAAAUGUGUAACCCAGUGAAUAAGGAACCCGAAGACAUCAUUAAGACUUGUGAGAAAGCGAAAGUAAAAGUACAGAAGUAUGCAGAAGAAUCAUGUGAGAAACUUCCUAAUGUUCAAAUGUCGUCUAAUUAUAAGAAUAUAUUUUGUGAACGAUGUAAUGGCUAUGCAAUUAGAAAUGACAAAAAAAAUAGGGGGUUUUCAUCCUUUGCUACCGCGCAUGCGUCAUCAUCCUGACUUUUUUGUCCCAAGAAUGGAUUUUAUUCCGGGAUCACAUGGUUUUUAUAAUCAUAUUCCGGUAAAAAAAACCGUGAAA